Cydia strobilella is the source of this 1959-nucleotide messenger RNA. Its product is annotated as zinc finger protein 345-like. The record is from RefSeq and is a predicted model, not a curated record. Gene Ontology annotation, cellular component: nucleus. Gene Ontology annotation, biological process: regulation of transcription by RNA polymerase II. The transcript has 9 exons. The coding region runs from base 103 to 1929 and encodes 608 amino acids. Gene Ontology annotation, molecular function: zinc ion binding; DNA-binding transcription factor activity, RNA polymerase II-specific; RNA polymerase II transcription regulatory region sequence-specific DNA binding. NCBI's taxonomy places the organism in Eukaryota, Metazoa, Arthropoda, Insecta, Lepidoptera, Tortricidae.
UUGAUUGUGCUUAUAAGCGAUACGAUGCAUAAUUUCUCUUUUCUACUAUUUAAAUGCGAAAAACAAGCAAAGUAAACACAUUUCUGGCCAAACAAGAUCGUCAUGAAUGUACAAAAUGUUGCCUCAAAUGAGGAUUCCUUGCUGGCUUGUCGAGCUUGUCUGGUUACUGACUGUAAACUGUACAACAUACACGAUUAUCAACUCGGUGGUGCCUUUGCUCGCAUUUCAGGAGUUCCUGUACACAAAGACGGGCUCCCGCAGCAUCUCUGCAUCUUCUGCAGCGCGCAGGUGGCCCGCUUCGAAGCCUUUCGAGAAAAGGUCCUCCGCUCACACUUUUGUAUGAGGGCGAAACUAUGCGAGAGAGAGUUGGAUACAAACAUUAUCCGCACCAUUGACCGCGCUCACUUCAAGCUCCUAAACAACCUGGCCUUCACCAAACCACAGCCGGUCGAAUGCGUAAACCUUAAAACCCCUGAAGAUAUCAAAAACGAACCCAUUCCAGACACAGACGACACUAAAGAUAAUAUUGUCGAGAAACAAGAUCUGAAAGAGGAAGAAAAUAAUGAUACAGAACUUGAUAAUGAUGAUGGAGUCGAAGAUAUAUUCAUACUCACAGAUGUCGAGAACAUUAAAAAGCGAAAGAGAAGAGUUACAGCUAAGAAAAAGAUGAAACUUGAAAAGUUUGAUGAUGACGAUGACAUCAAACUUGUGAAUUUUGCUAAAAAAAGACCGAAUAGGAAAAAAGAGAGUAAUCAAAAGAAAACUGUUGUUAGAAAGAGAGAAUUAAAAACUAAAAAUGCUGAUGAUAAUCCAAAACCAAAAGUGAAGAAAGAAAGGAAGAAGGAAGACAGUAAGAGGAAGUUUAGGAAUCCGGAAAAUGGUUACAUGCCGGUGUUUGAUUUUGCUACAUUUGAGAAUGCUUGUGAAGUGCGUGUUGUCACUUUGAGUAAGGAAGAUCAACUGGAGGAGAUUGCGACGCGCAAAGAGUCCGCCAAUUACUUGGAGUCCCCGUUCCAGUGUCACGACUGCGGAAAAGGGUUCCUGGCCGAGGAGGCUUAUAACAACCAUCAGUUGCGGCACAGCCCGAGCGCGGGCCCAUAUGCCUGCGAAAUUUGCAAAGUCCGCUUCAACAUGCAGUGCCGUCGGCAGGAGCACCAGGACAUGCACCGCCUCAAGUUCUUCUGCAAGAACUGCAGUUUCGUCUCUAGAAACAGGCAUCAAGCGAGGAGACAUUACGAUAUGCACGCCGGCAAAACCUUCGAGUGCAAACACUGUGGGAAGAUGUUCAAUAAGAGUUCAACGUAUCUGUCGCACGUGCGGCUGGCGCAUCCAGACAUGCACGUGUCGUGCGACCUGUGUGGCGAGACCUUUGUGGGGCAAGCGGGCCUCAAACAGCAUAAGGCGAAGAUGCACUCCAUCGCCGAGAACAUAAAACCACAGAAGUUUGAGUGUGGCACGUGCUCAGCCACCUUCCUAAGUGUCUCGGCGCUGAACAGACACACGGACACGGCCGGCGAGCACACAGACCUGCGGCCGUGCGAGCAGUGCGGCGAGAACUGUGCGAGCGAGGACGCGCUACAGGAACAUGUCACAGAGACACAUCCGAAGGAAACGUAUCGGUGUGAGGAGUGCAACAUGUCGUUCAAACGCGCUGCGGCGUACGACCUGCACCACCGCCGCAAGCACCUCGGGCAGCGCUUCAGCGCCGCGGGCCGCCACGUGGUGCGCCGCACGCCCGGCCACUUCGUGUGCGAGCAGUGCGGCCGCGUGCUCACGGUGAGUGUGUGUGCAACACCGACAUGUACCUACACACGACUGCACACCGCCGCAAGCACCUCGGGCAGCGCUUCAGCGCCGCGGGCCGCCACGUGGUGCGCCGCACGCCCGGCCACUUCGUGUGCGAGCAGUGCGGCCGCGUGCUCACGGUGAGUGUGUGUGCAACACCGACAUGUACCUACA